AUGACAAAUGAGUCAAAGAAUCACGCCCUCGUCUUUGGCGCCUCUGGGGUCGCAGGCUGGGGACUCGUCAAUGAGCUUCUCAAGAACUAUCCCAAUGAGGGGUCGUUUUUCAAAGUGACAGCAGUCAUCAACAGGCAUCUCAAUUUCGAGGACACAUACUGGCCACCACCUUCGUCAAAUAGACCAAAAUUUCAAUUGGUGUCUGGUGUGAAUCUGCUUAGAGGAACGGAUGAGGAGUUUACUGAAAAAUUGAGAGGGAAGGUCGAGGAUAUGGAGACGGUCACGCACGCUUUUUACUUCGGUAUCUUGAUUCUCCGCAUAUACACUAUGGCUGUUAUUGAUAUAUUUGAUAGCUUACAAACAAGAGAACGACCAAGCAACAGAAGUAGCAGCAAAUCUUGGCAUGCUUUCGCGAGUGACAGGAGCAUUGAAUAUUCUCUCCCCAAAUUUGAAAUUUCUCGUUUUUCCAAGCGGAACAAAGGUUAA
Messenger RNA from Cadophora gregata, 486 nucleotides. RefSeq lists its product as uncharacterized. Lineage: Eukaryota; Fungi; Ascomycota; Leotiomycetes; Helotiales; Ploettnerulaceae. The coding region runs from base 1 to 486 and encodes 161 amino acids. The transcript has a single exon. The record is from RefSeq and is a predicted model, not a curated record.